AUGGACGGGUGGCACAACAGCUUCCCCGGCAACGGCAGGAAAGAGCUCAUGCACAGCCUGGGCGUGGGCGGCGGCGCCAAGGAAGCGUCGCCGCUGCCCGACCUGUGGACCGGCGGCCUCGUCUGCGCCUUCGAGUUCGUCCGCGGCCACGGCUUCGGUAGCCCGCCCAACCUCUCCCGGAACAACUCCUCGCAGUAUCCCAAGGACCUCUCAGCCAUGGAUCCCAAAACACUGUGUUUGGGGGACGGCGAGGAGCCGAGGCCACGGUGCAAGCAGCACGGGACGGCGUCGCCAGCGGCAGCGGAGUGCUACUGGGCGCCUAUCGGGUGGAGGAGGAUAACGGAGUUGGUGGAGAUGGUGGAGGGUGACUACGCGGCGUGGGACGGGCAGGGGAUGAGCGGCCUCAUGGACGGCGGCGACGACGGUCAGUGCUGCGACAUAACGGUCGCCGAUGUUGCCGCGCCGUACUGGCAGCGGCCGGCGGGGCCAACCUGGUGGUGCCACGUCACGGCAGGGCACCCGGCGGUGGACGCGUGGCUCGCCGGCGCGCGGUGGCUGCACCCGGCGAUCCGCGUGGCUCUCAGGGACGAGAGCAUGCUCAUCAGUGAGAAGAUGAAGCACCUGCUCUAUGAGGUCCCAGUUAGAGUUGCAGGAGGCUUGCUCUUCGAGCUAUUGGGUCAGUCUGUUGGCGAUCCAGCUGGUGACGAAGAUGAUAUUCCCAUUGUGCUCCGUGCAUGGCAAGCUCAAAAAUUUCUUAUAACAGCCCUUCAUGUGAAAGGUUCUGCGCAUAACAUUAACGUUAUAGGUGUCACAGAGGUUCAGGAGCUUCUUUCUGCCGGUGGAAGCACAGCUCCUAAAAGUAUUCAUGAAGUUAUAGCGCAUUUGGCCUCCCGGCUUGCUCGAUGGGACGACAGGUUGUGGCGCAAAUAUGUGUUUGGUGAAGCUGAUGAAAUUGAACUCAAAUUUGUAAACAGGAGAAACCAAGAAGACCUGAACCUUCUGUGCAUAAUAUUUAACCAGGACAUUAGAAGAUUAGCUACUCAGGUUAUUAGAGUGAAAUGGUCACUGCAUGCUAGAGAGGAGAUAAUAUUUGAGCUGCUCCAGUAUCUGAGGGGUAACACCACAAAGUCCUUACUUGAAGCUAUCAGGAAAGACACAAGACAAAUGAUUGAAGAGCAAGAGGCCGUCCGUGGUCGGUUGUUCACCAUCCAGGAUGUGAUGCAGAGCACGGUGCGUGCCUGGUUGCAGGACAGGAGCCUUCGCAUUACGCAUAACCUGACCAUUUUUGGUGGGUGUGGCCUCAUUCUGUCCAUCAUCACCGGAUUGUUUGGAAUCAAUGUCGACGGGAUACCGGGAGCUAAAAACACUCCUUACGCUUUUGCAUUGUUCUCUGGUCUGCUCUUCCUGAUAGGGGUCCUGUUGAUCAUUCUCGGGAUCAUCUACUUCGGGCUGCAGAAACCAAUCAGCGAUGAGCAGGUGGAGGUGAGAAAGUUGGAGCUCCAGCAGCUAGUCUCCAUGUUCCAGCACGAAGCCGAAACACAUGCCAAAGUGAGAGAAGGCGUCUUGAGGAGCGACUUGCCUCCUAAAGCUGCUGAUCUCAUCUAUGAUAAAGUGCGUAAACUUGGAAGGUACUUCUCAUUCAAAGCGAAGAGUGAUCCAGCGCUCCAAGGUUACCACUUGGUUUCCCUUUGCACCCUGUAGUAGCAUGAUGUGAGAGAGGAACAACUAGGAUUGCGGUAGGCUCGUCGCAACGUACCCAACUCUGAAGAAACUAUGGGACGUGUUGCAGAUCAGGGCUCUUUUCAGGGGACCUGCAAGCUGAAGAUGCUGUAAAGUCUACGUGAACGAGGUAUUACUAGCUAUGGAUGUAGUGUUUUGUUGGGCAAUCAUUCUCAUCAUGAUCAUUGAUCAGGUGCCACUCACAUGGCUAGAGCAUAG
Lolium rigidum is the source of this 1938-nucleotide messenger RNA. RefSeq lists its product as uncharacterized. Gene Ontology annotation, biological process: metal ion transport; transmembrane transport. The record is from RefSeq and is a predicted model, not a curated record. Lineage: Eukaryota; Viridiplantae; Streptophyta; Magnoliopsida; Poales; Poaceae. The coding region runs from base 1 to 1701 and encodes 566 amino acids. The transcript is spliced from 9 exons. Gene Ontology annotation, cellular component: membrane. Gene Ontology annotation, molecular function: metal ion transmembrane transporter activity.